This is a messenger RNA of Melospiza georgiana, 2020 nucleotides long. RefSeq names its product talin rod domain containing 1 (gene TLNRD1). The coding region runs from base 180 to 1247 and encodes 355 amino acids. Lineage: Eukaryota; Metazoa; Chordata; Aves; Passeriformes; Passerellidae. The transcript has a single exon. The record is from RefSeq and is a predicted model, not a curated record. Gene Ontology annotation, molecular function: actin binding.
CGCUCCCCGAGCGGCGGCAGCCCCGGCGCCCAGAGCCUUUUCUUGCCUCCCGGCGAUUAAUGGAAUGAUGUUGCGGAAAAGGCAGAGCGAUCCUGCCGGGCUCAGUCGGGACUGCUCGGGCGGCGGCGGAGGCGGCAGCAGCGGGGUAGCGAGCGGCAUGCGAGUGCCCCCCCGGCGCUAUGGCUAGCGGUGGCUCCGGCAAGUCCAGCAGCGAGGUGUCCGGCGGCGGCAUCCCCAGCAGCAGCUCCCUGCAGAGGAAGAAGCUCAUCUCUAUCUGCGACCACUGCAAGAUCAAGAUGCAACUGGUGGCCGAUCUGCUUCUGCUGUCGAGCGAGACCAGGCCGGUGAACACCGAGAGCCUGUCUGUCUUCGGUGAGUCCUUUGAGAAGUGCAGGGACACGAUCAUUGCCAGGACCAAAGGACUCUCCAUCUUGACCCAUGACGUCCAGAGCCAGCUCAACAUGGGACGCUUCGGGGAGGUGGGAGAAAGCCUGAUGGAGAUGGGGGAGCUGGUGGUCUCCCUGACCGAGUGCUCUGCCCACGCUGCCUACCUGGCUGCAGUGGAGACUCCGGGUGCCCAGCCUGCCAUGCCUGGCUUGGUGGAUCGCUACAAGGUGACCCGAUGUAGGCAUGAGGUGGAGCACGGCUGCGGGGUCUUGAAGACCACCCCUUUGGCAGAUAUGAGCCCUCAGCUCCUGCUGGAGGUUUCUCAGAACAUGUCCAAGAACUUGAAAUUCCUGACAGACGCCUGCGUGCUGGCCAGUGAGAAAUCCAAGGAUAAAUUUGCUAAGGAGCAGUUCAAACUCAGUGUCAAAUGCAUGAGCACCAGCGCCUCUGCCCUCUUGGCGUGUGUCAAGGAGGUCAAGACCUCGCCCAGCGAGCUGACCAGGAACCGGUGCGUCUUGUUCAGUGGACCUUUGGUGCAGUCCGUCUAUGCUCUGGUGGGCUUUGCCACUGAGCCCCAGUUUUUGGGUAAAGCUGCCACCAUUAAUCCAGAGGGCAAAGCUGUGCAAACUGCCAUCCUAGGAGGAGCCAUGAGCGUGGUAUCUGCUUGUGUGCUCCUGACCCAAUGCCUCAGGGAUAUCGCCCAACACCCCGAAAGUAGCACCAAAAUGAGCGAUUACAGGGAACGGUUGAGGAACUCAGCUUGCGCCGUCUCGGAUGGCUGCAACCUGCUAUCUCAGGCACUAAGAGAAAGAUCUUCACCCAGGACUUUACCGCCAGUGAACUCCAAUUCUGUGAAUUAACCCCCACAUCUUCUGUUUAGAUCCCAGUCAUUGCUAAAGGAAAAUAAUAUCCCACCUCCUCACCCCUUUUUUUGUAUACCAAAGAAUUUGCUUGGAUGAGCCCAAUCCUUUGAUUUCAUGUGGUGAAGAAGCAGAACGUAUUCAAACUAUAUGUACUAAUAAAGGUAGCCAGUUUUGGCUUCUUUUUAUUUUACUUUAAAGUUAAGCAAGUAUCUGCCGAUAAAUUUUCCUUUAUUCAACAAGGUCUUCACACAAGUGGUAAAACUGUUUCAAAGUUUUUUAUAUUUGGGGAGGUGGGGGUAUCUUAGAAAAAGGAGAAAAAAAAGAGCUUUAAUCGCGCUGGGUGCGGUUUUUAAAGUUUGUCUUGUCUUGUCUUCCGAAAUUUCCCUUCUAAAUUUUGCUGUUCGGUUGUGCAGGAAAAAGGUUACCUCAGUUCUAACUCAUUUAAAAAAAUGAAAAAACCCAACAACACAUAGAUGAUGGAUGUAGCUACUAUUUUGUUUGUUUUUGUUUUGUAUGACUUUUUUUUAUUUUGCAUCAAGUGUUAGGUUAGAAGUGCAUUUGGUGUGUAGGAGUGGAAGGACUGGAGGUUGUGAUUAUGUUUUCCAUGUGUUGAUUUCCAAACUGGGGGAAAAGCUACUGUGAGUGUUUAAACAAACAAACAAAAUUACACUAUAACAAAAGUGAUUUUUAAUUUUUUUUUUUCCAAUGUCAGUUUUUAUCUUGCAUGUACUGGAGUAUUUAUUUCAUCUAUUAAAAUGUUAUGUUUCUCA